GAAUCCGGUCUGCUUGAUCGUCGCUCACAUCUCGUCUCACACCACUGUGUUUUCCAUCAGCAGCAUCGUCACCGCCGCUACCACUGCUCCAACCUGCUUGUCUCAUCCGCUGUUUGGGGAUUAUUUUUCUGUCUGUCCCUUGACAGCUCUCACUCGUUGAAACGAAUCCAAUCUAUCCUUGCGCGGAUUGACGCCGGCGGCAACCAUGUCCUUCAAUCCUCAGACACCACAAAGCCCGUCGCAAUUCUCACCGAGUACUGCCGACCAUUCACACAGCGUUAACUCGUCGAUGGCGUCCAGUAUGACCACGCUGCCUACUCCCGCUCACUCGAUCAACGGCACUUCCGCCUCGGACCAUCACGACUCCGCUAUGCUCGACGACUUCACCCUCAAGCGAAAGCGCACAGAUCACGAUGCCGGGCUAGCAGGGAAGAAAGCCUACCUCGAGGAUCCUCGCAACUCUGGUAUCAAAGACCUGCAUCUCGAUGUUGGCGAGAAGUAUCUCCUUUGCAGAACUCCUCAUUCCGUGGCAUACCCAAACAUGUGCGACGAUCUCUUUGAGAUCUUCAACCUCACGGGUAUCGCCGCCGACUACGCUCGUGUCAAACCCAACGGUGAGAAGAACGCACUGAGGAAGACGUACAAGGGACAAAUGAAGCAGCUCGGCGUCAAUGGUCACUUUGACAGCACGAGGAAGGAAGUCGACGAUCCAGCGGGUUUCUUCGCCAUGAUCAAUCUGCCCGAAACGGAAUGGCACGCGUUCCAAGUGCAGGGCAAGGAAAUCGAGAAGGGCUUCUCCGACAUCAUUCUGCAAUCAGCACUCGGCAAGGCUACUCUGAUGGCAAAGGGCCCUAUUCCCAAGGGCGUCUGGGACAGCGCCGUCCUCGGCGAUCUCGCUCCCAGCAAUGUUCAGAAGAAACCCAGUGCCAAAGCCCCCACAACACCAGCAAUGUCUGCCCAGCCUUCCGCCGCCAAGUCGUCUAGCAUGGACGCUGCCCAGAUUGAGCGACUGAGACGCAACGGCAAGAAGCGCAGCUACCAGGACAGCAGCUUUGAAGGUUACAGCGAAUCGUUCCAGGACGAUGAAGGCGGCUACUCUACAGGCGGCGACGAUCGCUCGAAUCUUCUUAAGCGGCGCAAGAAGGUAUAGUUUACCACUCGCAGAAGUCGACCUUGAUCAUCCGAUUCGACAUGUCAUUACCCUUGUCGGCGGUCGGCGAUCGGUGAUGCGCCUCCAUUCACAUUCGCUAUGACAUUCGCGCGGCGUACCAUCGCCG
Molecule: messenger RNA, 1277 nt
Organism: Microdochium trichocladiopsis
Lineage: Eukaryota; Fungi; Ascomycota; Sordariomycetes; Xylariales; Microdochiaceae
Product: mediator of RNA polymerase II transcription subunit 19
Exons: 2
Coding region: 206-1150 (314 amino acids)
Biological process (GO): regulation of transcription by RNA polymerase II
Cellular component (GO): mediator complex
Molecular function (GO): transcription coregulator activity
Source: RefSeq, a predicted model, not a curated record